Molecule: messenger RNA, 1071 nt
Organism: Vanderwaltozyma polyspora DSM 70294
Lineage: Eukaryota; Fungi; Ascomycota; Saccharomycetes; Saccharomycetales; Saccharomycetaceae
Gene: RFC5
Product: replication factor C subunit 5
Exons: 1
Coding region: 1-1071 (356 amino acids)
Biological process (GO): DNA repair; DNA-templated DNA replication
Cellular component (GO): Rad17 RFC-like complex; DNA replication factor C complex; Elg1 RFC-like complex
Molecular function (GO): ATP hydrolysis activity; DNA binding; DNA clamp loader activity
Source: RefSeq, a predicted model, not a curated record
AUGUCAUUGUGGGUUGAUAAAUACCGUCCAAGAACCUUAGAUAGUUUAACGCAUAAUGGUUCCUUAACAGAAUUGUUAAAAUCUUUAUCUCAUCAACCAAAGGACCUUCCACACUUGUUGUUAUAUGGUCCAAAUGGUAGUGGUAAGAAGACUAGAUGCAUGGCUUUAUUGGAAUCUAUUUUUGGUUCAGGUGUUUAUAGAUUGAAAAUCGAUGUUAGACAAUUUGUUACAAGUUCGAAUCGUAAAUUAGAAUUAAAUGUUGUGAGUUCUCCUUAUCAUUUGGAAAUUACUCCAAGUGAUAUGGGUAAUAAUGAUAGAAUUGUUAUUCAGGAGUUAUUAAAGGAGGUAGCUCAAAUGGAACAAGUUGAUUUCCAAGAAUCAAAAGACGGUUUGGCGCAUAGAUAUAAAUGUGUAGUUAUAAAUGAAGCAGAUUCUUUAACUAGAGAUGCACAAGCUGCUUUAAGACGUACCAUGGAGAAAUAUUCUAAAAACAUCCGUCUAAUAAUGGUUUGCGAUUCGAUGUCUUCUAUAAUCCCUCCAAUUAAAUCUCGUUGCUUAAUGAUUCGUUGUUCAGCACCAACUGAUGAUGAAGUGGUUCAAAAUUUAAUGGAAGUGUCAAAGAAGGAAAACCUUCAAAUCGAAUCAAAUGAUAUAUUAAAUAAGAUAGCGAUUGAAUCAGAUGGUAACUUAAGAUUGGGAUUACUAAUGCUGGAAUCAAUGGCAUUAACAAACGAACUUCAAUUGAAAUCAUCCACUGCCAUUAUAAGACCAGAUUGGUUGGUUGUAAUUUUGAAAUUGACGAAUAAGAUUCAAAGAGAGAGAUCUGUUAGUUCCUUGAUAGAAUGCCGUGCUAUCCUAUACGAUUUAUUGGCACAUUGUAUACCUCCAAAGAUAAUUUUAGAGGAAUUGACAUUUUCAUUGUUAAAAAAUCCAGAAAAUUCUGAUUCAAUUAAAACAAAGAUAAUUGAUUGUUCUAGUACAUUUGAUGAAAGAUUGGCAUUAGGUAAUAAAGCUAUUUUCCAUUUAGAAGGUUUUAUCGCAAAAGUCAUGUGUGCAUUAGACAAUAAAUAG